Recurvomyces mirabilis is the source of this 1518-nucleotide messenger RNA. RefSeq lists its product as uncharacterized. NCBI's taxonomy places the organism in Eukaryota, Fungi, Ascomycota, Dothideomycetes, Mycosphaerellales, Teratosphaeriaceae. Bases 1 to 1518 code for a protein of 505 amino acids. Gene Ontology annotation, biological process: xenobiotic detoxification by transmembrane export across the plasma membrane. Gene Ontology annotation, cellular component: membrane. Gene Ontology annotation, molecular function: xenobiotic transmembrane transporter activity; antiporter activity. The record is from RefSeq and is a predicted model, not a curated record. The transcript has a single exon.
AUGGAUCUAGCAGCUGCUGGCGAAAGGCAGCCACUACUACCUCCUCACGUCCGUGACGACUUCGCAGCUGGCGAGCCAGGAACAUAUAGUGGCACCACCACAGCGACGAACACUGAGGAUGGACUGUCCGAUAUCCUGGACCACAAGCUCGACGAGGAAAUUACAUGGCAGAGCGGAGCAUGGCUUAUCGCUUCACAUUCCCUCCCACUAAUCCCAACUUACCUUCUCCACUAUGCCUUCCAGAUGACUACAAUCAUUGCGGCUGCUUCUCAGCUAACUACUGAGGAGCUUGCCGGUGUGAGCUUGGGGAUGAUGACGUCCAAUAUCGUGGGAUUUGCUGUCCUGGAAGGCCUUGCCACGGCGUUGGAUACGCUUUGCUCUCAGGCUUAUGGGAGUGGGAGGUUGGAAAUGGUUGGGCUGCAUACUGUGCGCGUCACGGUGCUGAGUAACAUCAUCGCGAUCCCUAUCGGACUGAUCUGGGCCUUUUCACCCGAGUUAUUAGGGCAUCUUGUCCCGCAAGCCGAUCUUGCCUUGAACGCCGGGACGUUUCUACGAUGGAGCAUUAUCGGUAUACCCGGCUACGCAACCUUCGAGACAAGCAAGCGGUUCAUGCAAGCCCAGAAUAACUUCACAGCCGGCCUCUACGUCCUCCUCGUCUGCCUCCCCAUCAACAUCUUCCUCAACUGGCUGCUGGUCUACCACCUCCAACUCGGAAUCCCUGGCGCCGCCCUCACAGCCGCCAUCACAAAUUUCCUCCGGCCUGUCUUCCUGGCUGUCUACGCACUAUGGUGGGACCCCUCGAGUCUGAAAUGCUGGCCCCGACACCUCACCAUCCACGCCGUCUUCAGCGAAUGGGGCGCCAUCUCCCGGCUCGCGGCCCCUGCCACACUCAUGACUUUGAGCGAAUGGAUGGCCUUUGAAGUUCUCCAAAUCUCGUCCUCCUACCUUUCCGAAGCCGCCCUCGCGGCCCAGACUUUUGCGGGCACGGGCGCGAAUCUAGCCUGGCACAUUCCCUUCGCUGCUUCCGUGGCCACAAGUACACGCCUUGGCCAGAUGAUCGGGGCGGGGCAAUUGGAGAUGGCUAAGACGGUUUCGUGGUGGUAUCUCAUCAUCUUCGUCCUGAUAGGUAUAAUAAACAUGGGUCUCGAAGCCGGAGCGGUAGCCUGGAGCGGCUAUUACUUGACGGACGACCCGGUCGUGCGAUCCGCCGCCUUGGCAACAAUUCCAUGGGCGGCUCUAUUCUGUUUCUGGGAUUCCGUUGCUACGUGGUCGCAUGGGACGGUCAGGGGACUAGGGUGGCAGAACAUUGGGAGUUUCUUGAGUGUGGUUAUUACAUAUGGAUUUGGUGUGCCUUUGGCAUUGGUCCUGGAACUUGGUGCACCUCAUCUAGGGUUGAGGGGCUUGUGGAUAGGGUUGGGCAGUGCAAUUGGUUUGUUGACGGUUGUGGAAGGUUCGGUGGUCAUGUCGAGGGAUUGGAGGAAGGCUUAUCAGGAGGCGCAGGACAGGCAGGAGGAGUAA